GGGCAGCCUCUCUGAGAAGAUGCAUUGUCUUCCUCUCGUCCUGCCGCUCCUUCUCCUCUGCUCCAGAGCUGAAGCUGGUGAGUCCUUCCCUCUGGAAGCUGCAGUAUCAGCCCCCAACACAUGGAAGAGGAGCAUUGAGGUCCCAGGCACAAUGGCAGUGGGGGAAAUCCGAGGAGAGAUCAUCGGGGGCACAGAGUGCAAGCCACACUCCCGCCCUUACAUGGCCCACCUGGAAAUUGUCACUCUCCAGAAUAGACUGGCAUCUUGCGGUGGUUUCCUGAUAAGACGGAACUUUGUGCUGACGGCUGCUCACUGUGCAGGAAGGUCCAUAAUGGUCACCCUUGGAGCCCAUAACAUACAAAAGAAAGAAGACACAUGGCAGAAGCUUGAGGUCAUAAAACAAUUUCCUCACCCAAAAUAUGAUGAUAGUGCUCUUCUCCAUGACAUCAUGUUACUGAAGUUGAAGGAGAAAGCUAACCUGACCCUGGCUGUGGGGACGCUCCCCCUUCCGCCCCAGUUCAACGUCAUCCCACCAGGAAGAAUGUGCCGGGUGGCUGGCUGGGGAAAAACACAAUUGAAUGAACCAGGCUCUGAUACUCUGCAAGAGGUGAAGCAGAGGCUCAUGAAUCCCCAAGCCUGCAGACACUACAGAACUUUUGACCACAACCUCCAAUUGUGUGUUGGCAAUCCCAGGAAGACAACAUCUGCAUUUGAGGGAGAUUCAGGGGGCCCUCUUCUGUGUGCUGGGGUGGCUCAGGGCAUCGUCUCCCAUGGACGGAAGAAUGCAAAGCCCCCUGUUGUCUUCACCCGGAUCUCCCACUACCGGCCCUGGAUCAAUGAGGUCCUGAAGCAGAAUUAAGCCUGGAUGGAGCCUGGGCCAGCCUGAGGGGAAAUCUGGAACCAGACCUGGGCAGGCUUUCUGUGCCACUCACUUUCAAGUUGCCUCUGAUCUCUGCUGAGGCCCUGCCGCAUCCCUCAGACCCACGAGGGCCCCUCCAGGUCACAGAAUCCUCAGUAAACCUCAAUAAAGACCCAGC
Panthera uncia (snow leopard) is the source of this 1037-nucleotide messenger RNA. RefSeq names its product chymase. Gene Ontology annotation, molecular function: serine-type endopeptidase activity. Gene Ontology annotation, biological process: proteolysis. Gene Ontology annotation, cellular component: intracellular membrane-bounded organelle; cytoplasm. The record is from RefSeq and is a predicted model, not a curated record. Lineage: Eukaryota; Metazoa; Chordata; Mammalia; Carnivora; Felidae. The coding region runs from base 20 to 859 and encodes 279 amino acids. The transcript has 6 exons.